AUCGCAUCAUCUGAUGUUAUCACCUAAUUCGGCCCCUCCUUGUGUCACAUUUUAUCAAAUCCCAAUUUUCUUCUAAUUUUUAGCUAAAAAUGAGGAAUCUAGUGACGUGUUCUGUACUUUGGCUCCUUGUAAAUGUUUUAAGUAGUGCUAUAUCCGAAAGUAGUGUCCCAGUUCUUCUCUGGGAAUCCAAAAACUCAGGUGACCAUUUUCACACCGUUCCAGCCCUUGCUGAAUAUGACAGGGAUGAAUUUCUCAAUCAUUUCUUAAAGAAAAUUAAAAACUCUCAUUCAAAACCUCUCAUUGUGGCGUUUUUGGAAGACACGUUGAGUUUGGAAGACUUCAGUUGGCAAGAUUCCAGCAAGAAACAAGCAUUCGAAAAAAUCCAGAAGUUGGUGGACCAGUCAAAUGGCAUUGAAUUCCUCCCUGCUGUGAAAUCUGUUGACGAUGCACUCCAAAAGUUGGAAGGCUACGGUUACAGCCAGAAAAACUUUAAGGACCUCCAGGGUGAUGAAGAAGGUGUCUUCAGUUUUGUCAGAUUUGAUGAUGGAGAUCGCAUGGAUGAAGAUCGUCCAGACAUGUUGAAUCGUCAUGAUGAACUCAUAGCUGAAGCUGUGAAGAAACUAUCCAGCUCACAACGAAACUGCAUUUUCGUUUUGUCCGGGAAAGAGCCCUCUUGGAUUGAGCCGCAGAUCUCGGAAUCAUUAGCCAGAAUGCGCAGAGCGCUGCAAGCAGUUGAAUCAAAUGGCACCGUUGCAGACAAGGGGCAAGGGCCUUUCCUCUUCAACGCCUCCGGACAAGUUCUUUUGCAGACCCAAGAGGCCCCUGUUCUGAUUGUUGACGGAGAAAAAGUUGUACUGCCUCCCACACAUGAUGAUCAGCUAGAUACUCGACCGGAUACACUUCGUUUGAUUUCAACCUUCAAAGGAACUGACAAUGGAAAGAAACUCGUGCUUCGCUUCAUUUUCAAGCUAUCAUCUAAUGUUUGGACGCUCACCUCUGUUGAUUAUACUUAUGACAAUAAGGAUGGUUCACUCACCCCUACAACCCCCAUAAGAGCUGGAAAAGGUUUUGCAUAUCUGGAUAUCAGCCCUCAUACGUUUACUAAUGAAGACAAAUCCAUCACACUCAGCUUCAAAAAUCUGAAGACGCAAGCAUGGACGCGAGGUACAUUUAGUCAAGCAGAAUCUAAAGUUGGAUUCUUCACAAUCCCAAUCUGGACUGGGAUACUCGUUGUUGGGAUGUUGGCUCUGAUCAUGGUUUGGGGUCUAAUCAUGGUUCUAGAUAUCAAGACAAUGGAUCAGUUUGAUGACCCAAAAGGAAAAACCAUCUCAAUCAAUGCAUCAGAGUAAUUUUCUUCGGCCUUUCUCAUUGGAAAUAGCAAAGCAUGGCUUCAUCUUUAUUUUUAUUGUUCUUCAAAGGCUGUGUUCUAAUUUAAAAUCCAAAACCAUUUUCAUCAUUACUCCCAAUUUUUUUUUCUUUUUGUUUUUUUUCAUCAUCAUUAUUUUUAAAACUCUUAAAGAACAUUAAUCACAGUCACCAUCUACAUGAAGCCUACUUUUCAAUCAAAUCGGGAGUAUCUUUGUUGAAUAUUUGUUAGGAAUUUUAAUUGUUACCCUAGUGGAUAUUUUUCAAGUUUUUUUUCUUCUUCUUUCCUUUUUCAACGAGGUAAAUAAGUACUGUAAAAAUUAUGUGUAAAUAGUACGUACUAACUUAAGGUCAAAAUUUUGUCGGUACAAUGUCCUGUGUCUUAAUUGGUCCACUAAGUAAGCGUGAAUCAGUUAGAAAUUUUGAUUUUCUCAACAGUAAACUAAAGACACUUUUAAAGUCCCUAUUUUGAAUAAUUUUUGCAUUCAUGGUUAUAUCUUGUUCUCCUCACAUCUGUUUGAAACUUUUCAUUGAAACCUAUUUUGGGGAGGCUUUCUGUUCUUAUGAUAGUUUUUCUUUUUUUCCUCCUAAAAAACUGCUGAGUGUUUUCACUCUCUGCUUGUUAUCUUUUUUCAAAACUUACAUAAUUUUUUUUUUUCUUUCUUUUAAGAAAACGAAACCAAAAGAAGGUUUAACAGCAUGUCCGAAUUUGACACUCUUAUUUUACGAGUAGAGUUCAGUUACAAUAGGCUGAUCAGUGAUUAAUUUUGGAUUACCUGGUCAAAAACUAAUCCAGAUAAUCUGGUGUGGAAUGGAAUCUAAUUUUCAUUCAAGAAAACAGCAACACAAUAAUGUACAGCAUUCUGUUGCGUUAGAAUAAAAAUCAACAAUGAUUUGUUAGUAGCUCCUUUGAGCAAGGUUUAAGAUUUUUCCGGGUUUUUUUUUCAGUGAAUCCAAUUUUAAGAGCAGUUUCUAACUUUUAAAAAUAGGAUAAUAUUAUUUCUGUUAUCGUUCCCAGCCUAGGUUUUAGUUAUCUUUUUCAUUCAAUCAGAAUUAAUGAUAUUCAAAGCGGACAUUAAAAAAAAGUGUAACUGUAGAAGAAUCCAUAGCAGUUAGAAUGUGUUUAAUUUUUGAUAAGCAUCAGAGACUUUGCUUUUCUCAUUUGAUUUUUGCAGUCAGUGUCUGAUAUUGUAAGCCAGCAUAGCUAAAAUUUUGAUUAAUAUGUAAAGGAAAUCAUCCAGUUUUGAAAAAUCAGUCGGCUUGAAACUUGAUCAGAAUAAUUACUUCUCUAUCAAAAGAGUUUAAUCAUGAUCAAUGUAGUACUUGUUAAACAUUAUAAUGAAUUACUUUGUUUUGAAGUUUAAUCGAGAUAAAAAUGAACAAAAAACUAUCAGGUAUGUUUUUUUUAUUUUAAGUUGCCUGGGCAAAUAAGAAGGGUAAUAUCAAAAAAAUCACAAGGCUGAUUUUUUUCGGUCAAGACGAGCACCUAAACAAUGUGUUUUCAGACCUGUAUCCUUCGAAACAGAAAGGGCAUGCGCAUACAUUCCUUUUGGACAAGCAAGUAUUGGUACAUGUACUUAUUAAGAUAUCAGUAACCCUAUUUUUAUAUUUUUAGCUACCCGAUUUCUUUCAUGUUGGCGUAAAUAAAUAAAAUAAAAGUGCUCGUUAGAAUAUCACAGUAAUGAAAGUAUUUUCGGUUUUAAGAACUUUUUUCCAAUACAGUGCUGCUAAAAUUGAGCAAAUGUAUUUCAUUGUUGUAAUAGCUUAAUUAUUUUCUCUAAAAUUAGUUUUCCAGAGAGUUUCUUAAAAUUUGUAUCACCUUUGAGAGAGAAUAUUUCCUGCACAUGAAUAUUAAUUUGAAAAAAUAUGCAUAUCAAAUGUAUAUCAGGAGCUCCACAGUGUAGCAAGGCCCUUUAUAUGUAACAUCCCAUCAUUUUUCUUGAAACGCAGGUUUUCUUCGGUACACAGGAGAAGUGAAAUACUUCAAAAGAUGGAUUUCGUGAUGGCAUCUGACUUUCUAAUUACUUUUUAUAUCUACACUAAGUCAUAGUAAGGAUUUGUUCAAAAGUUAAUUUUAUUUUUUCAUUUGGUUCUCAUUAAGCACUAUUAAAUAUACAGAUACCACUAUCUGAAUAAAACUUGAAAUAUUCAAGGCUAUUAUCUAUAGGACAACUAUUUGCAAUUAGGAACUACAAUUCCUGGUUCAGCUUUUAAAACCACAUUCAUACCAUUCGUUUCAACAUGCACAUACAUGUUUUUACCAAUGAGCUGGGAAUUGUAGUUUCUGAUUGCAAAAUGUAGUCCAAUUAGGGUCUAGGAAAUGCAUCUGCUUUUUCAAAUGUAUUAUAUACUUUUUAGAAUGUUGUAAAAUGUCUUAACUUAAAGAGUUAGUUAUACUUUCCCAGAUUGAAAUUCAACUUUAAUAGCAGCUAAAGUGAUGGCAUUACCAAAUUCCUACAACCAUAUAAGAAGAGCAUCUGCAUGUGUUUGGUUAGAAUUAAAAUCAAACCUUACCCUUUUAUCCACGAUUUCCUCCGUUUUCAUUCCCUUAUUACACUAACCUAUCAAAUCAUUUUGGAUUUUUGUGAUGAAUGUUUACACUUUUCGAAGUUUCUGACGUUCUGUAAAUAAUGGCAAAAUGAUUUCUUUUAAUUCAACCCAAGUGCUGAAAGUCACUUUUUUAUGUGUGCACUAUUAGAAAUACUUUUCAUCAAAUUUCUUAAGUUUAAGUUUUUCUGUUGCUAUGAUUUUCCUACAGUCAAUGCGUUUUCAUAUUAAGCUUGUGAAUUUCGUAAAAAUAUAAUUCUCAUUCAAUUUGUCACUCUUCUGAUGUAAGAACAUAUCUCAAAUUCCACCUGAGCCCUGUUGCCCAUAAAAUUCUAUUUCUUUUAGGGCUCACGUAGAACAGAUACGCCCUUAUGUCAGAAGAGCGAAUAAUUGUUCCCUCAUCCUUCUAUGUAUCAUAUAUUUCAUUAGGAGUUGAUAUUUUCUGUGGUAAUUCUUUUUUGUUCACUUGUUUAAUCAUAAUUUUCAACCCUCCAUUCUAUGCACUGUGCAAAUGAAGCAACCUCCUAAUUCAUAUACCUAAAUUUCUGCCCAAAAAGUCCUCGUAUGGAAAUAUUUUCAAUGACAGACGUUUGACGCAUAACGUGAUUUCAAGUUACAUAUUAACCACAUCAUUCCACACUUUCAGUCAGUGAUAAAAUUUAGUAGUAGGACCUACUCAAAUAAUCUAGAGUCCUCAUAGGUAAUGCUUUUUUCACUGGUGAAGAAUCAGCAGAAAAAAGUUUUGCAAAGUAAAUAUAAUUUUUUUUUUUCAUAGAAAAAUUAUUUUAUAGUCAGUAAUAUUUUUUUUCUUCUUUUUUUUUUGUAAAUUUUCAUUAACAACUUUCGUAUGUAGGUACCCACUCCUAAAAAUGUUUUUGGUUUUAAGUACAUAUUUUGUAAAUGUGUUGCAUUUAAGAUCAGUAAUACACAAUUUUGUUGUUACA
Bemisia tabaci is the source of this 4856-nucleotide messenger RNA. It is a transcript of the gene VhaAC45, whose product is annotated as Vacuolar H[+] ATPase AC45 accessory subunit. Gene Ontology annotation, cellular component: proton-transporting V-type ATPase complex. Gene Ontology annotation, molecular function: ATPase activator activity. NCBI's taxonomy places the organism in Eukaryota, Metazoa, Arthropoda, Insecta, Hemiptera, Aleyrodidae. The record is from RefSeq and is a predicted model, not a curated record.